Molecule: messenger RNA, 2273 nt
Organism: Anneissia japonica
Lineage: Eukaryota; Metazoa; Echinodermata; Crinoidea; Comatulida; Comatulidae
Product: RING finger protein 215-like
Exons: 11
Coding region: 73-1305 (410 amino acids)
Biological process (GO): ubiquitin-dependent protein catabolic process
Molecular function (GO): ubiquitin protein ligase activity
Source: RefSeq, a predicted model, not a curated record
AUGACGUUGUAGCUAGAGACGUACACAAGCAAGACGAAAUACCGAGGCCUGGAGGGUUGUAAUGGUUCUAAAAUGAUGCUCCUAACUGUUCCCAUUGUGGAUUUCAGUUUUAAAAUAAUUACAUUAUUUUUGAUAUUGAUUCCUCAUUCUAGCUUUGCAAGAAAUGAAGUACUUAUUUCCUUGUCCGAGGCUGGGAAGUCAAACGAUCCACUCUCUGCUGAAGAAGCAGACGACUUCAAAUUCCUAGGCUCCUUUACAACAGGCACAGGAUCAGGAGCGAUUGAUCAACCUAUUGAUGGACUUCUUCAUAUAGUAUCUGCCACCUGUAAAAAUGAGGAUGAUGAGUUGGACCAGGAUGUACCUGAUGCCGAAUGGAUUGCAGUGAUAUUUAUUCCAUCAUUGGAUGAUAUCACAACAGAAACAAGCUCUGAUAAACAGCAACCACAAUGCAAUAUAUUAGAAAUGGUUAAAGCAGCCAUGUUAUUUGGUGCAUCUGCAGCCUUGCUUAUUACCAUGGAGCCAAAGUGGAUGUCCAACCUUUACGCUUGGAAUAAUCUUCAUUUUCCAGUGGUUUCAGUGUCUAAAAAUGAUGCUAAAAAGAUGACAUCUGCCAUAAAAAGGUUUUGGAAUGGAAAAAAUCUGAAGAUAUUAAUGCAGCUUACAGAGCAGAAAGAAGAAAAACAAAUAAUGAAUUUUGGCACAGUGGUAGGGUCUGUGUGUGUGCGAAUGGGAGGUGUUGACCCAAACUUUAGAGGCUGGAGAAGUAUUGUAUGUAAAGGUGGUAAUUAUACAAUUAAUAAGUAUUCACAUAGGCUGACUCUAUGGUCCACUUGUGGGCGGUCCUAUGGCGGGACAUUUAAUGAAUGGGAUGGCACUACAUGCCCUGGACGUGGAGUAACAACACAGGUGUCUCCCAAUAGCAUACUCAGCCUUGCCCUAUCUAUUGUUGGAGGAAUGAUUUUACUAUUAAUUAUGAACAGAAAAACACAAAAUAUGGAGAAUCAAUUAGUAAUUGAGGAUGUUGAGGAAGCCCUGCGACGAUUAGCACGCACAGCAAUUAUGAAAAUGCCAACUCGCAAGUAUAAACGUAAACGACAUCAACAGAAUAACUAUGCAGAAUGUGCAGUUUGUUUAGAUAGAUUUCUACCGAAUCAACUUGUGCGAGUUUUACCCUGUUAUCAUUCUUUUCAUUGUAAAUGCGUUGAUGCCUGGUUACUGAAGCGAAGAACAUGCCCUCUUUGUAAAUUUAACAUUAUUGAACACAAGAUUAAGUCCUGCAGUUCAAGUAUACCUCAGGAUUUGUGAUAUUGCAGAUAAUUAUAGUAUUUAGUAUACCUAUAUAAUUAAAGUAUUUUGUAUACAUUAUCUUAUUGUAAGGUCUGAUUUCAAUAAAUUAUUGAAUUCAGUUUUGCCACAAUAAAUACAUUUAAUAACAUCAUAAAAUAGAGUAAUUUUUUGUAUUUUUAUUUUUCAAUUGUUUCUGUCUCUGACAAAGGAGAGUGGUAAUACUAUCGAGCAUGGUAGAAAAAUAACUUGAGAUGCCAACAUUUAAACAUGAAACAAACAAAAGAGAAAUACAAAAACAGUAUUAAAAACAAUGUACACCUCUGUAUCAAUUUCAAUCUUUAGGUAACUCUUUAAAACUAUUUAUUAAAAAUUCUAUGGCAACAUAAUAUUCAUAAUUCUAUUUUUUUUUUAAUUACUGUACAAUCUAACUUUAACAGAGAAUAUUCAGUUAACCACCAUACGAAAUAUGUUACCAAGUGAAUACAGGUAGCUCAUGAGUUGCUUGGUCAAAUGUUCACACCUUUUACCUCAAUAAUAAUAAAAAAAAUUAAUAUACUCAACAUCAAACAUAAUAAUUCUGAAUAAUGAGUUGCACCUGAACAAUAAAAAAAACACUUACAUUUAUUUAAAAGAAUAUUAAUACGCUUAUAUUUAUUUGAAAGAAAAAGUAAUACACUUGUAUUUAUUUAAAACAAAAAGUAAUACAGACUUAAAAUCAAUGAAUUUGCAUAUUUUAACAAUACAGUAACAUAUUUCAUUAGCAGGUUGAAAAAAUUCAUCAAUUAGUUGGCAAGAUUCUCUAACACGGUGGGUCGCAAUUAAGCACUAACACCCUGCUAUUACAUACACAUGCGGGAGUGGGUAACUAGGGAAAAUGAACUUUGAAUUUAGAAAAUUCUAUGCACAAUUCCAUAAUCUAUCUAUGGUUCUUACAUUAAUAUGCAUCAAAUAUUUUCUGCCAUAAUACGUACAAGUUUCAUUUAGUA